CUGAAUCUACUGACUGCGUGUACUACCAAGCAGUAUCGACGAGUAUCGACUCCUUUUCAGCUCGAUUCAUUCACAGUGAUAUCCGACAUCCACGUGGGCCAUUCCCGGACCUCGAACCCUCCCCCACCCAUUCAACAUGACGGAAGAUGAUCAGGUGUUCGACCCGUCUCUGAAGAAGAAGAAAAAGAAAAAGAUAACGCCCUUCGAUUUGGGAGGAACACCCGAUUUGGAUGGCGCUAUGAAGGACGACGAGGGCGAGGCACCCACGGCUGAGGCCGCCGAAGAGGUGGCUGGACCACAGACGACUGGACCACCCGAGGACGACCUCGACUUGGACAAUUUGAGCAAAAAGAAAAAGAAGAAGAAGAAAAAGAAGCUGGUCUUGGACGGCGGCGAGGACGAAGACGAGGCCCAUGAAGCCGCCGACCCCGACCUUGACCUACCGGAGAUCCCCGACGACAUUGACUUAGAGAGUUUCGGCAAGAAGAAGAAGAAAAAGAAGCAACCGCUCAAUCUAGAUGAGCUCGAUGAUGCCCUGCCUGAUGAAAAAGAGGACGAUGAAGUCGAUUUGGAGAGCUUUGGCAAGAAAAAGAAGAAAAAGAAGCGUGCUGGUGAAUUGGGAGGCGACGAUAUGAAAGAUGACGACAAGGAAAACGCUAACUCAAAAGAAGGCACUUCAGACAACUUGGGCUCAGUUUCAAAAGGGCCCAAAGUUGAAGCCAAUCCUUGGGUGGAUUCGGAUCGUGAUUACACCUACGAUGAGUUGCUGCAGCGUGUCUUCAACAUCAUGAGAGACAAGAAUCCGGAACUCGUGGCCGGCGAAAAGAAGAGGUUUGUCAUGAGACCGCCUCAAGUGGUGAGAGUAGGAACCAAGAAGACCGCCUUCGUCAAUUUCACCGAAAUUGCCAAAAUGCUUCAUCGUCAACCCAAGCAUCUGUUGGCGUUCCUCUUCGCCGAGUUAGGUACAGUGGGCGCCAUUGACGGAAACAACCAGCUCAUCAUUAAGGGUCGGUUCCAGCAGAAACACAUCGAAAAUGUUCUCCGACGUUACAUCAAGGAGUACGUGACGUGCCACACGUGUCGGUCCCCGGACACCAUUUUGGAUAAAGAGACGCGGUUGUUUUUCCUCCAAUGCAUGUCCUGCCAUUCUCGAUGCUCCGUUCAGACCAUCAAGACCGGUUUCCAGGCCAUCACAUCCAAGAGAUCCAAGACCAAGCAGUAAAAUAUUUUCGCCACUGGUAUCUUGUGUUUUCUUGAAUAAACUAACCUCGCCUCAGAA
Tigriopus californicus is the source of this 1279-nucleotide messenger RNA. It is a transcript of the gene eIF2beta, whose product is annotated as eukaryotic translation initiation factor 2 subunit 2-like. Gene Ontology annotation, molecular function: translation initiation factor binding; mRNA binding; translation initiation factor activity. The transcript has 8 exons. The record is from RefSeq and is a predicted model, not a curated record. The coding region runs from base 137 to 1222 and encodes 361 amino acids. NCBI's taxonomy places the organism in Eukaryota, Metazoa, Arthropoda, Copepoda, Harpacticoida, Harpacticidae. Gene Ontology annotation, biological process: formation of translation preinitiation complex; translational initiation; formation of cytoplasmic translation initiation complex. Gene Ontology annotation, cellular component: eukaryotic translation initiation factor 2 complex.